AUGGAAAGCAGCGGCCUAAUAGCUAGCACGUUUUGGCAACAGAUCAGCACUGAUAACUUCAGUGAGUCAACUUUCCCUACGCAGGACACCCCUCCAGGCCCCCGUAGAACUCCCGAGAUCCCGCGAGAUCAGACUUCCUCCAGGAAGAGCGGGAGCGGCAGCGUCGCCUCAGGCCGCGUUCCGUCGUCCUCGCAGCUCUCGGAUGCAGAGUGCGUUCAGCCCCGUCCUUUCCCUGAUAGCGGCUGGAGAAAGAUACUGAUCAUUUCAGAUAUUCUAAUUAAACUGUUACUAAAUUAUCUUUAUUCUCUUGGAAGGAAGGGCCUUAAAUUCUUAAAAGCCCAGUAUAGACAAUUUCUCCAAUCACUAAAAUAUGAUAUCCUCAAUGUUGGUUCUCAAGCUUCAGAGUCACUUGAGGACCUUCUUAAAUAUUCAGACCAAAGCUGGCGCCGCGGGCCGGAGCCGGCCAAGCGGCUGCCCACCGGGGCUCUGAAUGGCGCGGCGGGGCCGAGAGCCAGGGACCCGCUGAGGAGAGCGGCGGCCCCUGACGGCUGCCGGAGGGGCGGCUGUGCGUGGAUGAGGCGGGAGCCAGAAGCCUCAAGCAGCUGGCGCCUUCUCUGCCCCUGGGCGCCCUAUGGCCCCGCUGCCCCAGUGGAUCCACUUAACCUGUCCUGGUACGAUGACGAUCUGGAGAGCCAGAACCGGAGCUGGCCCUUCAAUGGGUCUGAUGGAAAGGCCGACAGGCCCCACUACAACUACUACGCCAUGCUGCUCAUGCUGCUCAUCUUCGUCAUUGUCUUCAGCAACGUGCUGGUGUGCAUGGCCAUGUCCCGCAAGAAGGCGCUGCAGACCACCACCAACUACCUGAUGGUCAGCCUCACGGUGGCUGACCUCCUCAUAGCCACGCUUGUCAUGCCCUGGGUUGUCUACCUGGAGGUGGUGGGCGAGUGGAAAUUCAUCAGGAUUCACUGUGACAUCUUCAUCACUCUGGAUGUCAUGAUGUGCACAGCAAGCAACCUGAAUCUGUGUGCCAUCAGCAUUGACAGGUACACGGCCGUGGCCAUGCCCACGCGCUACAGCUCCAAGCACCGAGUCACCAUGAUCACCAUCGUCUGGGUCCUGUCCUUUACCAUCUCCUGCCUGCUGCUCUUCGGACUCAACAACACUGACCAGAAUGAGUGCAUCAUCGCCAGCCCCGCCUUUGUGGUCUACUCCUCCAUUGUCUCCUUCUACGUGCCCUUCAUCAUCACGCUGCUGGUCUACAUCAAGAUCUACAUCGUCCUCUGCAGGCGACGCAAGCGGGUCAACACCAAGCGCAGCAGCCGGGCUUUCCACGUCAACCUGAAGACCCCACCCAGGGGCAACUGCACUCACCCCGAGGACAUGAAACUCUGCACCGUUAUCAUGAAGUCUAAUGGGAGUUUCCCAGUGAACAGGCGGAGAUUGGACACUGCCCGCUGAGCCCAGGAGCUGGAGAUGGAGAUGCUGUCCAGCACAAGCCCACCCGAGAGGACCCGGUACAGCCCCAUCCCACCCAGCCACCACCAGCUGACCCUCCCCAACCCAUCCCACCAUGGCCUCCACAGCUCUCCUGACAGCCCUGCCAAACCAGAGAAGAAUGGGCAUGCCAAAGACCACCCCAAGAUUGCCAAGAUCUUUGAGAUCCAGUCCAUGCCCAAUGGCAAAACCCUGACCUCGCUCAAGACCAUGAGCCGUAGGAAGCUCUCCCAGCAGAAGGAGAAGAAAGCCACCCAGAUGCUCGCCAUUGUUCUCAGCGUGUUCAUCAUCUGCUGGCUGCCCUUCUUCAUUACCCACAUCCUGAACAUACACUGUGACUGCAACAUCCAGCCCUUCCUGUACAGCACCUUCAUGUGGCAGGGCUAUGUCAACAGUGCCGUGAACCCCAUCAUCUAUACAACCUUCAACAUCGAGUUCCGCAAGGCCUUCCUGAAGAUCCUACACUGCUGACCCUGCUGCCCACCUGCACAGCAGCCUGCUUCCCACCUCCCUGCCCAGGCGGGCCCGGCCUCGAUCCCUGGGAGCCGUGGGCAGGAGGGCGCAGGGCGGACUCGGCCUUCUCUUUGCCCCAGCAGGCCCUGCAGUGUUAG
This is a messenger RNA of Ceratotherium simum simum (southern white rhinoceros), 2105 nucleotides long. Its product is annotated as D(2) dopamine receptor-like. The record is from RefSeq and is a predicted model, not a curated record. Gene Ontology annotation, biological process: phospholipase C-activating dopamine receptor signaling pathway; negative regulation of synaptic transmission, glutamatergic; negative regulation of adenylate cyclase activity. NCBI's taxonomy places the organism in Eukaryota, Metazoa, Chordata, Mammalia, Perissodactyla, Rhinocerotidae. Gene Ontology annotation, cellular component: presynaptic membrane; plasma membrane; glutamatergic synapse. Gene Ontology annotation, molecular function: G protein-coupled receptor activity; dopamine neurotransmitter receptor activity, coupled via Gi/Go.